Molecule: messenger RNA, 1014 nt
Organism: Exserohilum turcica Et28A
Lineage: Eukaryota; Fungi; Ascomycota; Dothideomycetes; Pleosporales; Pleosporaceae
Exons: 3
Coding region: 13-750 (245 amino acids)
Biological process (GO): regulation of translational initiation
Cellular component (GO): eukaryotic translation initiation factor 3 complex; cytoplasm
Molecular function (GO): translation initiation factor activity; ribosome binding
Source: RefSeq, a predicted model, not a curated record
ACACCAACCACCAUGGGCGCCCCCUUCGACUUCGCGCCUGAGCGGCCGGAUCACAUGCAGCAGAUCCUCGAUGGCCUGGAUCGCUACAACCCAGAGACGACGGGCGUCUUCCAGGACUAUGUCAUGCAACAGUGCGAGAACCAGACGUACGACUGCUACGCCAAUCUCGCCCUGCUCAAGCUCUAUCAGUUCAACCCUCACCUCGCCCGCGACGAGACCAUCACCAACAUCCUCGUCAAGGCCCUUACUGUUUUCCCCAGCCCCGACUUCUCCCUCGGUCUCUCGCUCCUGCCCCCACAUGUCCUGGCUCCCCUCUCGUCCUCAUUACACAACCCUGCAGCCGGCGAUGCCCCGCUGUCAGAAGCCGUCCAGAAGCUAAACGAGCUGAGAAACCUGCUCGAAGGCGCCGACUACGCCACCUUCUGGUCCACGCUCGACUCGGACGACCUUUACGCCGACUUGAUUGCCGACGUCUCGGGCUUUGAGGAGUUGAUGCGCGUGCGCAUUGCUGCGACUGUCAGCCAGGCAGUCCGCGAGGUCGACCGAAGCAUCCUCGAGUCGUGGUUGAACCUCUCAGGAAGCGAGUUUGAUCACUUUGUUGGCAGCGUAUGCGGAUGGAAUGUCGACGGUGCCAAGGUCAAGGUGCCCAUCAACAAGGACAACGAGGCUAAGGGCACUGUUGUUCGCGAGAAUGUCAAGUUUGACCAGUUUGCAAGGGUCAUCAAGAGGGCGUACGAGCAGCCUGCAUGAGUGAUAUGACAGUUAAAUAUGACGACACGAGGAUACGGAUGGCACAGUUGGCGUUAAGAGGCGGAAACUAAAACUGCGUUAAGCAUGCAACAGCGGCAUGCCAGUCAUUCUGUACAGCAAUGCAGAAGUGGCCUGAGAUGGCUCACCAUAUACCCCAAAAGUACACGGUCAUCCAGCAAGCAGGCUAUUGGGGGAAACGUGUAGACGAUGCGGUAUGUCUUGAACAAGACGCCAGUGUAUGAAAUAUCAUUCAAUUUUCAACCG